This is a messenger RNA of Thalassophryne amazonica, 3014 nucleotides long. RefSeq names its product required for meiotic nuclear division 5 homolog B (gene rmnd5b). Bases 122 to 1297 code for a protein of 391 amino acids. Lineage: Eukaryota; Metazoa; Chordata; Actinopteri; Batrachoidiformes; Batrachoididae. Gene Ontology annotation, cellular component: nucleus; GID complex; cytoplasm. Gene Ontology annotation, biological process: proteasome-mediated ubiquitin-dependent protein catabolic process. The record is from RefSeq and is a predicted model, not a curated record. Gene Ontology annotation, molecular function: protein binding; ubiquitin protein ligase activity. The transcript is spliced from 10 exons.
GCGACAGACAGAUCCGCAUUACGGCUGCUGCUGUUGUCAUAACAAGCAGUUGGCUAACGCUAAUGUUUGCUAACUAGCAAGACAGGUGUUGGUGUUGCGUGUGAGUGUUCCAGUCUGUACCAUGGAACAGUGUGCUUGUGUGGAGCGGGAGCUGGAGAAGGUGCUCCAUCGUUUUGUGAUGUAUGGCCACCAGUCCGAGGAGAGGCUCGAUGAGCUCCUGCGUAGUGUCUGUGAGAUUCGAGGACAACUUGUAGCAUUUGGAGUUCAAGAUGCAGACUUGUCAGUCUUAUCUCAGGCUAUGUCACAGUGUUGUAAGAAUAUUAAAGAGACUGUUCAGAUGUUAGCCUCCCGGCACAAGGACAUCCAUGGCAGUGUGUCAAAAGUGGGCAAAGCCAUUGAUAGGAAUUUUGAUGCAGAAAUCAGUGCUGUGGUGGCGGAGACCGUGUGGGACACCCCGGAGAGACAGAAAUACUUGAGUGAAACCAUUGUGGAGCAUCUGUACAGACAAGGGAUGCUCAGUGUAGCAGAGGAUUUGUGUCAGGAGUCUGGAGUUGUUAUUGAUAUGAGCAUGAAGCAGCCUUUCUUGGAGUUGAAUAGGAUCCUUGAAGCUCUGAGGAUGCAAGACCUCAGGCCGGCACUAGAAUGGGCUGUGACGAAUCGGCAGCGUCUUCUGGACUUGAACAGCAGUUUAGAAUUCAAGUUGCACCGCUUAUAUUUCAUCAGCCUGCUAAGUGGAGGAAUCAGCAACCAGAUGGAGGCACUGCAGUACGCCAGGCACUUCCAGCCAUUUGCAGCUCAGCACCAGAGAGAUAUCCAGAUCCUGAUGGGCAGUCUGGUUUACCUGCGUCACGGCAUUGAGAAUUCUCCUUACCGCAGUCUGCUGGAGACAAAUCAGUGGGCUGAGAUUUGCAACAUCUUCACCAGGGAUGCCUGUGCUUUACUGGGCCUCUCUGUAGAGUCUCCACUCAGUGUCAGUUUUGCGUCGGGCUGCAUGGCCUUGCCAGUGCUGAUGAACAUUAAGCAGGUGAUAGAGCAGAGACAGUGCAGUGGUGUGUGGACACACAAGGACGAGCUGCCUAUUGAGAUCGACCUUGGAAAGAAGUGCUGGUACCACUCUGUGUUCGCCUGCCCUAUCCUCCGACAACAGACGUCAGAGAGCAACCCGCCCAUGAAGCUCAUCUGUGGACACGUAAUCUCCAGAGAUGCUCUCAACAAACUUACCAACGCUGGAAAGUUGAAAUGUCCAUACUGCCCCAUGGAACAGAACCCGUCACAUGCCAAGCAGAUCUACUUUUGAUAGCUUCCCGUCUCCUCAUGCAUAAAGAUCCAUUUCCCUGGAGUUCCAGUAUUUCCAGGACUGUUUGCUCCGGCCCCACCCCGCUGUCCGUGACCCUUGACCUGUUGUUAUAGGCAUUAAGGUUUUACUUCAGUGCUCCUCUGGACUGCUUUGGUCUCCCCAAGCCCACCUUUGACCUUCCACGUUUGUGCAGUGUACAGUCCAGUGGGGAGGGUCCCAGCUACAACCUGUAGUAGAGUAAAGUCGAAGAAGCACCUCUGUAUGGGGAUCAUUUAUUAAAACUUCUUUGCAAAUGCCCGCAGAGUUAUUAGCUUUUUAUAAUAUGUACUCCUCUACAGUGUUUGUGUUCUCAGCUUUAUUGGCCAUUUGAGUUGGCUGCUUCUAUUUUUUUUUUUUUUUUUCUUUUCCCAGUUUUUUCAGAAGCAGUUCAAUGAUUAUGGGCGGGCAUAUGGUGUGGGAAUACGGUGUGGCAUAGUUUAUGAAUUUGAGAUGGUGAUAAACACCUGAGAGGGUAUAAAAAAGUGUUGGUUUAUUAUUUGCUGGUGAAGGUUUGUUUUGAUUUCUCCAUGAUGUAAUAAAGGACACACUUAGCUUCAAAGUGACUUUUGGCUGAUGUAAGCCUUUGAUCACCAGUUCAAUGAGCUCAUUAAAACGUUAAUGGUGGAACAGCCCCCCACCACCUUUUUUUUUAAGAUGGAGUACACCAGCAAGGUUUUCUCAUUAUAGAAGUUUAAAGUUUGUCUUGUUCUGUAUGUAUUCAACAAAUAUGAAGAGAAAAAAAAAACACCUGACUGUGAAUUGUGCUUUGUUUUUAUUUUUCAUCGAGUCAGCCUAAGUGGCUCAUGUAAAAUAGUAAACUGAACAAAACCACACGUAACCAACACUACUGUCAAAACUGCGUCACGUGGCCGCACGCCGCCCUGUAGCGCAUGGUCUGAGCUCACACCCGUGUGAUUUGUAUUUGUAUUGUGGUGCGUUCUGUCGCCGUGUGGUCUGGCUUGCAGUGAUCUUGUGAUUCCGCUAUGGAGAUGUCCUCUGAUCAUUGUGGCUGUCGCUCUUGCCUCCGCUGCAGGUUUGACAUUUGUCAGAGAUGGAGUCAGUAGAAAUCCUUACAUUUCCUCAGGGUCUGGCAUUGACGUUAAACACCACACUUAACAGUUACUAUAAGUGUAGAUUGAUACAAGAGAUGUUGACACAAAUAGUUGCACAUAUUGUAAUGAUCAGGACUGAUAGUUCAGGUGUUCAGCUUUUGUAUAUAUCUAUACUAUUCAGCUGGUGUCAGCACAUUGUUGGGGGAUGCCUGUGAGAAGGCAUCCGGAUGUACAAUAUACAGUAUGUAGAAGCUUGAUGCUAAUAGUGCAAGUUCCUGGUGUCGUCUUGAAAAUGUCACCUCAGCGGUGAGGCUAAUUUGUUUAGCAAGCACUGCACCAGCAUAGCUCACACUGAUGAUGCAAUGUUACACUGAGUUGAAGAUAAAACAUUUAAGUUGAAAUGGCUUAUGAGUAUAAUUCCACUGACUUAAGUUUCCUUCCUUUGGUUGACAAUCAUAUAUAUAUAUAUUUUUUUGUACUGUUUUUCAGAUAGACAAUAGACUUCUGUCAUUUUGUUGAAUGUGCAUUUUCUGCGUUUGGGUGUUAUGCAACUUUUAUUGUAAAUAUUUAUUCCUAAAAUGUUUCAUAUACUUGCAUCUGAAGUUAAAAUAAAAAUUUAUACUCAA